AUGUCUGUAUUGAAUUUGUCUGCUCAAAUUCAUCAGGCUCGAACUCAUGAUUUCCAACACGUCGAGCUUCCUGCAGGGGCAAAAAUUCCAGAAUCAGCUUGUGCAAAAUCAUAUGAAGUGAGGGACUCCCUAGGAGUUAUAUGGAUAUGGAUGUCUCAUAAAAAGACUACCAAGACUGCUAUUACUGCGAAAAGGGAAGAGUCAGCAGCAUUAUUUUUCGAGGUGACUGAGAGAACAGAUCGAGGAUUUGCAGGCAUUUGGGGACAGGGAAAAGCCAUGAUCAUUUCGAGGUUUGGAAGCACAAUGAAACCGUCAUGGCUGUUUGAACUUAUUCCUGAAUGGUACUGGCUGCAGAACACGUGUAAGGUGGAAUCAGAACUAUGCAUGUGCCGAAUUUCGGAAAUAGAUAUAUCUGGCAUGUGA
This is a messenger RNA of Fraxinus pennsylvanica, 423 nucleotides long. The record is from the annotation of a GenBank genome assembly. Lineage: Eukaryota; Viridiplantae; Streptophyta; Magnoliopsida; Lamiales; Oleaceae.